AACAGUAUGCCUAAACAAGUGGAGGUCAGGAUGCACGAGAGUCAUCUAGAGCCAAUAGAAGCACGGCCUCAGUCCAAAUGUGCCAGGCUCUGCUCCAAGAUGUUCAAGAACCUUCUGCUCACACUCACCGUUCUUGGUGUGAUUUUAGGAGCAGUGUCAGGGAUGUUGCUUCGUGUUGCCUCCCCAAUUCACCCAGACAUAGUCAUGGUCAUUGCCUUUCCUGGCGAUAUCCUCAUGAGGAUGCUGAAGAUGUUGAUCUUGCCUCUCAUCAUCUCCAGUUUAAUCACGGGACUGGCUGGUUUGGAUGCCAAAUCUAGUGGUCGUUUGGGUACCAGAGCAAUGGUCUAUUACAUGUCCACAACUGUCAUUGCUGCCAUCUUGGGAGUUAUUCUAGUAUUGGUCAUCCACCCUGGAAACCCCAAACUGAAAGAGAAUCUUGGAGAGGGAGAGAAGAAUGAUGAUGUGUCCAGCCUGGAUGCCUUCUUUGAUUUGAUCAGGAACCUGUUCCCUGAGAACCUGGUGCAGGCUUGUUUCCAACAGAUCCAGACAGUGACUAAGAAGGUCGAAGUGGUUAUCGAAGAGGAUGUCAAUGCCACCACUAUGGAGGGCCUAUUGGCGAAUAUUACCAAGGAGCCUCAGUUUGUCACUAAAAAGUCCCUGCAGUUCAAGAGUGGAAUGAAUGUCCUGGGUCUGAUUGGUUUCUUCAUUGCAUUUGGCAUCUGCAUGGGCAAGAUGGGUGAGAGGGCCAGACUGAUGAUUGAAUUUUUCAACAUUCUCAAUGAGAUUGUGAUGAAACUUGUUAUCAUGAUCAUGUGGUAUUCCCCCUUUGGUAUUGCCUGCCUAAUCUGUGGUAAGAUCAUCUCCAUCAAAGAUUUGGAGGUGGUUGGUAGGCAGUUGGGAAUGUAUAUGGUCACUGUCAUUGUUGGCCUCAUCAUUCAUGGAGCAAUCUUCCUGCCUAGUAUUUAUUUUGUAAUCGUCAGGAAAAACCCCUUUAAAUUCUUCUUGGGCAUCUUCCAGGCAUGGAUCACUGCCCUGGGCACUGCAUCAAGUGCCGGCACUCUGCCAGUUACUUUCCGCUGCCUGGAGGAGAACUUGGGAAUUGACAAAAGAGUUACUCGUUUCGUGCUCCCAGUUGGUGCCACCAUCAACAUGGAUGGAACUGCUCUGUAUGAGGCUGUAGCUGCGAUCUUUAUUGCACAGAUGAACGGUGUUCACUUGGACCCUGGUCAGAUCGUAACUGUGAGUCUCACAGCCACUCUGGCCAGUGUGGGGGCCGCCAGUAUUCCCAGUGCUGGACUAGUGACCAUGCUCUUGAUCCUGACUGCAGUGGGGCUGCCAACCCAGGACAUCAGUCUGCUUGUUGCUGUUGACUGGCUUCUUGAUCGGUUCAGGACCUCUGUGAAUGUGGUUGGGGACUCCUACGGUGCAGGCAUCGUGUACCACAUGUCCAAGGCAGAGCUUGAAGAGCUGGAUGCGCACAUGGCUAAAUCAGACGACAUCGAAAUGACAAAGACCCAGUCGUAUUAUGACGACAUGAAGAACCACCAUGAAAACAAUUCCAACCAGUGCGUCUUAACGCCUACCUCAAAUGCUAACAAUUCUGUCGUAGUAGAUGAGUGCAAGGUAACCUCAGCCACAAACGGUUCUGCUGCGGAGUGCACGCUUGUUGAGGAGGAACCAUGGAAACCUGAAUAA
Molecule: messenger RNA, 1695 nt
Organism: Nerophis lumbriciformis (worm pipefish)
Lineage: Eukaryota; Metazoa; Chordata; Actinopteri; Syngnathiformes; Syngnathidae
Source: RefSeq, a predicted model, not a curated record